Molecule: messenger RNA, 1251 nt
Organism: Aspergillus bombycis
Lineage: Eukaryota; Fungi; Ascomycota; Eurotiomycetes; Eurotiales; Aspergillaceae
Product: O-methyltransferase
Exons: 3
Coding region: 1-1251 (416 amino acids)
Molecular function (GO): O-methyltransferase activity
Source: RefSeq, a predicted model, not a curated record
AUGCGGUCUCAGAUCCUAGAAACCAUUGCUGCUCUAGAUGCAGUUAAGCCUGAGGCCUUUGGCGGAAACGAAGUGGAACGCCUACAAGUGCGCGCUGCAGCCCGUCGACUGCUUGCUCGAGUGGAAACGCCCUAUGAGCGCGCCUGGGGCUUCUGCUUUGAACACCCUGUUGUCUUUGCCGCUCUGCAAACAUGCAUUAACGUGGGUCUUUGGAAGUCCUGGACAAGUGCUGGAGGGGGUGAGAAGACUAUCCACGAGUUGGUAGAGUUCACCACCCCCACCGUUGAUACAAACCUGCUGCGUCGGCUCUUCCGCUUGCUAGCAGCCUUCAACGUAGUUGAGGAAACUGCAGAAGACACAUUCAAACCGACUGCGUUCUCGUACGCUAUCGGUGACGAGAGUACCAAAGUUCGUGCCUCGCUUCAAGCAGCAACAUAUCAAUAUAUUGCGGCUGGCCAUAACUUGCCGGCCUAUCUGGCCAAGAUCUCUUAUAAGGAGCCUACGGACGUUGAUCUGAAUAAUUACACGGGCGUUGAUCCGGACGGCCUUACCUUCUUCGGGCGAUUGCAGAAAAGUCCCGCGUAUUUUGACGCUUUCACCGGCCAUAUGGAAGCCUGGACAGCAUGGAAGACCCCAUGGACUAAGGUUUACGAUACCACCGCCCUACUCGAUGGUGCCAAGCUGGACGAUGGCUCUCCAUUCGUGGUUGAUCUUGGUGGAAACACCGGGACGGACAUAUCCCACGUCCUUGCCAAGCAUCCGGACAUCCCUGCUGGAUCGCUCGUUUUGCAAGACCUUCCCGAGGUGAUUGCCACUGUUCGGCUCGAUGAGAAGAUCACAGCUAUGGCUCAUGACUUUUUCUUCCCCCAGCCUGUGAAAGGUGAGAGACACUCUGGACUAGAAAUGCAGGUGUGCCCUACUGAAACCAGAACCGCAGGGAGCCGUGCUUACUAUCUGCACGCCGUUCUCCAUGACUGGCCAGAUGACAAAGCGAAGCAACUGCUUGUGAACACCAGAAAUGCAAUGGUAAAGGGCUACUCCAAGCUCCUCAUCUACGACAUCGUUCUUCCGCCAAUAGGAGCAAGCAUCAGCCAAACCACAAUGGACGUGGAGAUGAUGUCGUUACUGUCGGCUUCCGAACGGACGCAAGGUGCGUGGGAGAAGCUGUUAACCGAUGCUGGCUUCAAGAUUAUCAACUUUUGGCCUGACCCUCAAGAGUAUGAGAUGAUCAUUGAAGCCGAGGUGGCAUAG